Molecule: messenger RNA, 1896 nt
Organism: Cherax quadricarinatus
Lineage: Eukaryota; Metazoa; Arthropoda; Malacostraca; Decapoda; Parastacidae
Product: hepatic sodium/bile acid cotransporter
Cellular component (GO): membrane
Source: RefSeq, a predicted model, not a curated record
AAAACACAGUUGUGUGAGUCUCACUCACUCUCUCCCACAAACUUUAACUUAUUUCUUGUUUAUUACACACCAUUCACUCUCAUACACCAUCUAUCAAGACUGCAAUUACGCAGCUAACCCGUGGCCCGUGGCCUGGUAGGCAACGCUCUCGCAACAGUUGGUGUUCCCAGGCGGUCACCCAUCCAAGUACUAACCAAGCCCAACGUUACUUAACUUCGCUGAUCGGACGAGAAGCGGUGCAUUCAACGUGGUUAAUGGCAGGGGUGCCAGUAACACGUUAAGAGACAACACGAGUAGUAUGCAGCUGAGGUUGAUGUAUGGAGCUCUGGUGGUGUGGGUGGGGAUGGCCAGUUUGGCAUCCUUCGUUACUGCUACUGUCCGUGAACCCAAAGUCAAUUUCUACUUCAAUAACUCGCUCAUCAGCAUCAUUGAUCUUAAAGAAGGUGAAGAGAAACAGGUCACCUUCUAUAUUAAUGAUCUGCCUUCACAGGUCUUUGGGGACUUGUUAAUAAAAGAUGAGAGUGAUGGCUACUUGAAUCACCUUAUGAUAGCACCUAGCAAGAUUUCCUUGAAUACUUCCAUCAAUAAAGCAGAGGAUGAAGUCUCAGAGAAUGGCAUAUUUGAAGGAUCAUUUAAUGUUACUGGCAGAUUCCUUGGCUUUACUAAUAUCAAGAUGGUGCUCAUUGGUGGCAGUGACAAUGAACUGAUUGUUGGUAAACCCAUGCUUGUCAAGGUGCAACGAGGAGAGCGGGUACUAGACAAAAUCUUCAUUCAUGUUGUUAUUGCUCUUGUGAUUGUGGUGUAUAUCAAUAUGGGCUGUGCUAUAGACCUUAAGGUCAUCAAAGACACGCUCCGGCAUCCUGUAGCUCCUGCGAUUGGCCUCUUCUCACAGUACUUGUUUAUGCCACUAAUAUCUUAUGCUAUUGGCUAUGGAAUCUUCUAUGACACGCCAGAAAUGUGGCUUGGACUGUUCUUAACUGGGUGCUCUCCAGGUGGUGGUGGAUCCAACAUGUGGACAUACUUACUGGGUGGCUCCCUUGACCUCUCUGUCACCAUGACUUUCAUCUCUACUGUUGGUGCUUUUGCUGCUCUCCCACUCUGGGUGUAUGCACUUGCCAGAACCAUCUUUCAUGAUGGUCACUUUUCUCAGCUUCCAUACAAGAAUAUUGCUAUGUUGGUAGUGGGACUGGUGCUACCUCUCUCCAUUGGUCUGUUGAUAAAGAGGUGGUCUCAACGUGUUGCAGAUGUCUUGAAGCGCCUCCUUAAGCCUAUCUCCAUUAUCUUUAUUAUCUUCAUCAUGACUUUUGGAGUGUAUGCAAAUUUCUACAUAUUUGCUUUCUUUAACUGGAGGGUGGCAGUGGCAGGUGUGUUGUUGCCAUGGCUUGGCUUCCUGUUUGGUGCGGUAGCCUCCCUUGUCUGUCGUCGUAACGUGGAGGAGUUAAUUGCUAUCAGUAUUGAGACUGGUGUUCAGAAUACUGGACUGUCUAUUGGUAUUCUUAAGGUAGCUUUGAAGGAAUAUGCUCCUCUGGGGGAUAUUACCAUUGUGAUCCCUAUUGCUGUUGCAACCAUGACACCGAUACCACUCACCAUUGCUUACAUCAUCAAACGCAUUCUGGCUUGCACAAUGAAAUCCAGGAAGCUGGAGUUUGGGCAUCUUUAUAACACAAGGAAUGAUACACCAAUGUCUGCCAGUAAUUCCAACACGCCACUUCAGUAGGACGUUAUGGACAUCUCCAAUGUCUUGUUAGCCUAAUGAUGUUUCUUUUGGUUAUAAGUGUAUAUACAAAGUUUUUCUGUGUAUGUAUACUACACAGCAAGGAUAUUUGUUUCCCCUACAUCAAAUAGCUAGUUAUAUAACUACUGUAAUGUUUUUAAAAUAAAUAAAUAAAUAGACAA